ACAAAAAUCGGAUUUCUGAUAACACUAAGGCUAUUUUGGGCUUUUUGGACGCAUUAACAUUCAUGGAUGACUUUCUUCCUAAGAGAGUAAGUACCCUUCGUUGAAACAUGGCUUAGUUAUAAACUUCUGAAUCGGCAUAUUUCUUCACGUCCUUUCGCUUGGCAACGUACUGAACACCUGCUUGUUUAAUAAGUUUGUUCUCAAUUUUUUUGUUCAUCGGUAAAACAAAACUGGGAAAGAAAUUCAAGAGGGGAGGGGGGUUAGAAUUACUGGCCACUAUCAAAAGAAGUGAAUUAACCCAACAAAAUCACCAAAUUCACAAACCUUCAGCAAAACGAGCUUAAGGGGUAUGUAAAAUAGACACCUAAUGGCGAUAUUGAGGAACAUUUAAUUAUGUGGGUGGCUCUGCUAGUGGGUAAGAUGCUGUAAAGCGAAUCCUGUAUUAUGAUUAGCUCUACCCGUAUCUCAUCUGCUGAGAAUUUCCCAUCAUUCAUGAAAGAAUGGUUGAUGUUACUUAAGAGGAUAAUGGGCAGUAGGGAAUGAGCACAAAAUGGGAAAAUGAAAAAUGGGAACAAAACAGAGAAUUGGGAUAGGGCUAGGGUUCAAGUUAGGUUUUGUUCCCAUUUUAUAUUUUCCCAUUCCCUGCACUUGUUCCCCAUUUCCCAUUUUAGUAACAUCCUAAACCAUAUUUCAUAGUAAUGGAUAGUAAUGUCUGCAAAGCAGUACCGAUAUCCAUGUUCUUGUGCCCCAGUUGGUUCAACAAAUUACCAGAAACGCAUUUUGGACAUCCGUUCACCCUGAUUAGCAAAUUGACAAUUACCGUUUUAUUAGGCCAAUCAUGGCACGUAGUCAAAUGGUACACAGAUAGGGGAUAGAUAACUGUUUCACAGACGGACUUAAACAGAAGUUUAUAUAUGGCUACAAACAGUACUUUUACACUCAUGCUGUAUGUAUAUAGUUAUUUACUAGUCUUGAGUAAUUUUACUCAAAAUUUGUAAAAACUUAUCACUACAUGGCGCUUGAUGUAAUGAUAGUGUGAAAUUUAACUCCAGUUCUAAAAAUAUAAACUGUGCAAGGAUGCCCGAGCCACUAAUCCUGGUUCAUGUUUUCGGUAACUUAAAAAAUGUCCUACCAUUUCCAGUCCAGAUUCAGGCUUGAUUUUUGAAGGAUAGGUUAAACAAUACAUUUAUAUUCUAGUAAUGAUGAGAUAAAAUGUGAUCAAACAAUUUCUGAAGCUGCACAAGUGUGACACCUGCUUAUAACAUUGAAUUGUUCUGAAAAAAAGAUGAAAUUAUUUUUUGCUGCUCUAAAACCUAUCAGUUAAUUUUUAUUUAGGAUUCAACCAAUGGUGGUCAUUUCUUUGAAUUCAUAGAAAACUUCAAAUAAUUAUUGACAAAUUACUUACGUACAUCUUUUUGAAUCAUCCUCAAUCACCUGUCCUUUUAAGGCUUGCUGUACAAUUGCUCACAAGGAUUCAAUUUUUUUGCUUAUUCACAAAAAAGGAAUAAAAAGCUUGUCUUGUGAAGUCUGUGGGAAUCACCAGAUGGGUUCCAGUAUUUGUUCCUUUUGUGAUGUGUAGUUCUUAAGCAGAUAUCUUCUGCAGUGUGUUUCCUUAGUAACUUCAUUAUCUGGGCUAAAUGAUAAAGAACUUAAGUAUGACUUAAAGUGAAUAACUCAAUUGUACUUACUCUAAUUAUUUAGUUCUUUAGAUAGACCUCUUACAUUUGCUUCACUAGUCCAAGUGCAUUAUCCAUGUAUAAGCUUAAUGUGACCACAGUCAUUGAACAACUCACUUUUCACUUUUAGUUUCCCCACUUUAACCAUUGAUGGCCAACAAAGUUUUCCCUUUAGCAGUUUCCCAACACGAGAGGUUAAGUUUUUUAAUUUUUCAAAAUAUUUUUAAGUUGAUUUAAUGUUGUAAGUUUAUAUUAUGACCAUGGACUGGAAGAGACUAAACAUACAGUCUUGACAUACCGUACAUCUUACCCCAUACAGAAUGUACUAUUUCAAUGCAUAAAUUUCUUACCAUGUCUAAUGCAUAAAACAGUAAUGAUUCUUUUCCCCAUCAGGUUUGUAAUGAAGUGAACUGUCCUUCAAAGAUCUUAGCAAAGAACAUGCAAAAGUCUGUCCCCCUAAUCCUUGAUGAUCAGGGAGAUUAUAAAUAUUAUUAUAUUUUGGAUCACUGUAGACAAUUAGAUUGGUCUGUGACUCAGCCACCAGUUGGUGAUCUGGAAUCUCCUCCAGUGCCUGUGACGCCAUUUAUUUUUUUCCUUUUUCAUCACUAUUAUAUUUUACAUACAGGAGAGUAAGUGGAGUCCAACAGCUGAAUGAGUGGACAGAUAUCUUAGCACAUCUUGAAUUGCAUGCUCCUUCAUCAUCUGUUAACAAUUCUCUUGAAACUAAACAAACAAAAACUGAUGACUUAAAGCCAGAUAUGGCCAAGGUACAUGUUAAUAUCUUAAAUAUAUUAAUUAAAUCUUAAAUUACUUAAAUCAGGUAGCCUGUGAAAACAUCCGUUUCUCCUCGCUCUUCGCCGCUGGGGAGGUUUCGCGCGGAGGAACGUCUGCGACUCAGCGACAGAAAUUCCAUACUGAUGACGCAAAUCAAUGUUUACAUAAUAAAUCCGGUAGUCAUGGGGUUCCAAAUACAAAUUUGUCCAAUUCUAAGUGUCUUCUGGUCGAUUUUGGUAAAGUGUUGUGUUCAUCUGCCAACGAGCUCCAGCAAAACUCAAACGCUUCUUCUCGAGAACAGUAUAUUCUACAAAUAUUGACUGUUUUGCUUGAGAUUCUUCGCGUUUACAUUUGACCUUUGUGGCCUUUUGUCUUUUGUCUGUCAUUCGUAAACAAUAGCUAAAACAAUGUAGCUACUCCGUCGACCAAUCAGCGCUUCUGACCGGAUUCUGGACAGAUUUUACGUCAUCAGUAUGGAAUUUCUGUCGCUGAGUCGCAGACGUUCCUCCGCGCGAAACGUCCCCAGCGGCGAAGAGCGAGGAGAAACGGAUGUUUUCGCAGGCUAAAAUCAGGAAUCUCAAAUAUAAAUGUACAUACAGGGUUAAAAUAUGAAUUAAUAUAAAUAUAGACCUGAUUUUUCCUGUGUCCUCGUAGUGAGCAGGCAGCAGAGAAAAUAAUGCAAUUUAACUGUUACAAACUUCUUUCUUUAAAUAAUAAAAAUGUAAAUUUAACUUUAAAUAUUUUAACCAUAACCACAAAAGGCUAAUGGAACUGCCGUGAAGAAUAUUUAAGCAAUAGACCACACUUUCUAUGGGUUUAGCGGUGUGAUAACCCACGUGGGAUGUUGGGAGAACACAAAAAAAGCUUGUUUAUCUCGAACCGGAGGCGGGUGAUGCAGAAGCUUUUUGAGUGUUCUCCCAGCUACCAAGUGGGUUAUCAUGCGGGUAAAUCCAUAGAAAGUGUGGUCUAUUGCUUUUAUAAAAUAACUUUAAGUUUUCUGUUAGUUUACCGGCACAAUAAACCAUAGGUUUUUAACCAAUCGGAACGCGCAUACUAUCUUAGUUAUUUUAUAAAAAUAGAUAUGAUUGAACCAAUGGUGUGGUAACAUAAUUUGCAUUAUUGAAGGUUUAAAAAAACCUUCGCUCAACGUUAUCUUUUGUUACAGAAAAACUGAUGGGUUGUACUCUUUAGAAGACAUACAACAAAGUUAUUGUAGUGAUUGGUUUCUGAUUGUCAUAAAAAUUUAUAGACUUGCUUUAGCCCCUUGAGACUGUUUUUAGGACUUUUUCUAUACAUAUAAAACAUGCAUGGUAAUAGCUCAUGCUAGAACUGAUUAACUCUUAAUUCUAUAUUUCUGUCCAUGACUUUUACUUUUACUUUGAUGUUUGUAAGAUUGAAUUAAGUUUAUGUCUUAUAGUAUCUUUUUUUUUUCUAAUGCUUUAAUUUUAUUCCUAUGUCUCUUCUUUUGUUGUCUGCUUACCUACUGGGUAGCCUGCAGAGGAGAUGACCAGUUCCUACUCUGAUGAACAGUUCUUACUCAUUUCUCUUCCUACUGAUGCCGAUGUGGUAACUUUGGCAUGUUAAUGGCUAUUUACUUCUCCUUUCAGUUUCUUUCAAUGAUCUUCAAUUCUUUCAUGAUUCUAAAAAGAUUCUAUUUUGUGUGUGAUGUCUUUAUCUCUUAUCAACAAUAUUACACAAUGUAUUAAGAACUGCACAAAAUAUGAUGAUGUUCCAGUAAAACUGACCCUUAAAUUCAUGAGUGGAUUUAAGUAAAAAAGUGGCUUACUUAGCAGUAUUGCUAGCAAGCUAGAAAGAUCAUCUGGGAAGCUAGAAGAGCUUAACUGAUGCUCCAUUGCUUAAAAGCGUGUAUUGUUAUUAUUAUUAUAAUAUUAUUAUUAUUAUUAUUAGGAAGUCCGACAAGGCAGAAGAGCAGCUCAGAAUAUUCACUCCAAUCAAGAGGCAGAUGAGGAUGUAUUGGAUGCGUCUCUGGGAGACAUGACACUUCAAGCUAAUAACACAGCAGCUACAGCUGAACACCAUCAAGUAAAAUUCCAACUGCUUUUACAUAAUCUAUAUUUUUCGACACUCUCAUGAAAGCAAACUCUGAUGUUUCUUUCUCCUUUUAAUGCUGUAGUGAGAUACUGUAAUUUCUGAUGCCUAAUCCCACACCAACCCACCACUGAGCCAGGAUUUAUAAUCCUACUCCUUCUGAAAGAAGGUAAUUUUCAAUAGGUUGCAUUAAUUUUGUUUUGUAGCCUCCACCAAAACCCUCUAGAAGACAAGGAGGCUGGGCAGAUGACAUACCCAAAGAGAAAAAGAAAGGGUAUGGAUUAGACUAGCAUGAAUUAUUAUGUGGAAUUUUGAACUCUGCAAUUAAUAGCUUCAUCAUUAAAGAUUUGUCUCGCACUGACACUAUCUUGAUUAUUUUAUAAUUAUAUUUAAAUUUUCUUUCUUUGACAGGAGGAGGGAUGUUGAAACCUUUCAAGAAGAAGAGUAAGAAUUCCUUUUAUUAAAGGCUCAUUUUUACUGGGAAAUGUUUCUUGAAUAAAGCUAGUACGUAUAAACAAAAUUGUGUUUACCAUUAUCCUAUAAAUCACAUCAUUGAUACUAAGUCUUACAAAUGCAUUUUUUUCCAUUUUUGUUCAGUGAGAGACUCAAAAUGGACAAUACCGUAACACAGGAUGAUGAUGAUGGUGGUAAGAUUACCCUUCAAUGUCAACUAUUGUAAUGUGUAGUUAUGUCGUAAUAGUAAGAGUGUCAUUAGUUUGAAUUCUCAUGACAGAUGUACUCAGUACAGUCUUAUUGUCAGAUUUUAUAUUUCUUUCAGUUGAUAACAUUCUUGUCUGUGUUUGUGAAUUUUUAGACAUUCCUGUGAUACCUGAUUUGGAAGAUGUACAAGAGGAAGACAUGAUGACACAGAUUGCUGCUCCACCCAGGUUAUUAUAUUUUUUGUAUUACUCUCCCUUAGUUGUUUUAAUACUCUCCCAGGGCUCCUUACUAGCUUCACCUCAAACAAUAAAUACACAUGAUUGUAAUAUAAACAGUAAAAACCUAUUAUUAUGAGAGAGGGUGAUACUAAUAAACUUGUGGCCUCCUAAGUGUUUCCAACUAACUGGAGACGCUUUCCAGAUCAAACAUGUUGGUUUUUGAGAUUAAGGGAAAGCCAGAGUACUUGAAGAAAAACCUUUCUUUUUUACUUUUAUUUUAGUUUCAUCUUCGUUUUGAGGUCGGCAUGUGCAGUCAUUCCAAAUGCUUUUUCCCGAUUUAAUUUAUGCAUGUGAUUUCCAUGAGUUAUCAAUGGCGUGCAACUACUUUUUCAUUUUGUUAAUUUUUUAUUUUUUUUUGCUCUCAGUGUUCAGGUAAACAGGGUAGCGACUUACAAAGAACUGGACAGCUACUUCCAGAAACAAUCUGCACUCUUUAACGUGAACUUACUGGUAAGAGUAACGAAAUAGUGAACAUCCCAACCUGAAAUAAAUAAACAAAUUAUUAAUAUCUAAAUGAUGUAAAUAAAUUUGAUGUAAAACCAAAAAAUGAAUCACAAAGGACACAGACAAUACAGUGAACCAAUUAAAACUCAUUCUUUCAAAUAUUUUUUUCAGGAUGGAUAAAAAGUGACCUUUUAAGCAAACUUCGUAGUAAACGCUAAUGUUCUGUUCUUUCAAAUAUUUUCAGGAUGGAGAAAUUGACCUCAAACUUCUGACUAAUGUUCUGUCUCCAGAAACGGAAGUUUUCGAGGUAACGAUUAUGUACUUUGCUUAUCUAAUGUGUGUUUAAUUAAAGUUAGCCAUAUCAAGUCUGGUAACACUCAAACUGACGUUUAUAUAGCUCAAAGUGAUUAUCAUCCAGGUACUUGCCAGCUCUCUGCAAGACUGCAUCGUCAAUGACCACACAAAUUUGUGAAAUUUAAAAUAUUUGUAUGCUGCUAUAUAGAUAACACAAAAAAUAUAGUAGUGUCAGAUAGUAAUGUACCAUAGAGGUCAUUUGAAUAGGAAUCAAACAAGUAAACUAUCAACAGUUCUGAGCAGGGGGUGGAGGUUGUUUCAACUUGAGGUUUUUCCUUUGGUUUUGUAGCGUUAGCUUUGCUCUGUGUUCAUUUUAAAUGGAAACUUAUAUCAUGUGCUGUCCAACAUUCUGCCUAUCAGAAUGAAACCAUACCAACCGUAUUUUUCUGCCCUAGUAAUAAAAUUUUCUCCCACUAUUUCAAGUGACUACCCCGUGGGGCUUAUUUAUUUCAAGCCCACUGGAAGCGGGGAUUAAUAGAGACGGUGGGCUUAUUUAAUUUAGAAACGACGAUGGUAUCAGUUCUCCAUAAAGAACUAGAACACAAAGUGGAAAAGCUCAAGCACAAGACGUUUUAGGUCUUGGCAGCCGAGGAUCAGAAUCAAAUCCGAACUUCCAGUUGGUAAAUAAACCAUCCCGGAUCAGUCCACCCCGGUCUAUCAUUUAUUAGUGAAGAAUAUUUAGGGGAGGGGAGGGGAGGGGGGCUUAUUAACUUUCUUUCCAUGAAAAGUGGGGGGGGGGGGGCUUACCAGAGGAAGGGGGCUUAUUCGAGGUGGGGGGCUUAAUAGAGGAUUUACGGUAAUGCUGAAACUUUCUAAUUACUUUCCUUUCUCUUUUUUUAGGAGGACAAGCGGUGGGACUGGAACCGACUUUUCACUGAAGUUGCGUCUGAACUCCAGACGGAGUGGGACGAGGGAGGAGAGACAGGUGACUUGGAUGAUACCAAGUCAUAAACAAAGCCUAAUGCUUUUUUAGAACUCGAUAUAUUUAAGAGGUCUGCAGGGGCCAAGAGAUAAGAAAGAAAGUCUGCUAUUUAUUAAUGUGGAGCCAGGAGUCCAGAAAAAUGUAUAUACAUUCUGAUCACACUGCAUGUUAACUGAAGAAGAAGGCUUCGUGCUUAACAGGCUUGUAUAAAACGCGGAUGAUUCAAUUCAUUCGAAGUAAAGUUAUCCAAAUACGUUUUACAACUGCGUGCCCAGAAGCCUGAAAUUUCUCAGUGAAAAGUGAAAUUUUCCAGUAAAGCUGGGAAAAAGCAGAGGACAGUGUAAAGAAACAUUAUAUAAGAAUAAACAUUCUACCUAGCGUCACUCCGCCUUGCAAGCUGCCUUCCACGCAGGAUUCCUUCAGGGACACCCAACGAGAAUAUAGUUCAAAACCACAUAAACAUAGCAUUGUUGAACAUACUUUAGUAUUUAAACGGCAGAUAAAGGCUUAUUUUCAUCCCCUAAAAAUUUUUCAUCUGUUCGGAUUUCCUAGCUGAAAGUAUAGUGAUCCGAAAAUUAUAGGGAUCAAAAUUUACCUUUUCGAAAAUUUCAGCCAGAAAAAAGGCUCCCGAAAAUUCUAGGUGACCUUUAUAGGGUAAAAAUCCGUUAAAAAUGG
Porites lobata is the source of this 7832-nucleotide messenger RNA. The record is from the annotation of a GenBank genome assembly. Lineage: Eukaryota; Metazoa; Cnidaria; Anthozoa; Scleractinia; Poritidae.